This is a messenger RNA of Glycine soja, 895 nucleotides long. RefSeq lists its product as uncharacterized. The transcript has a single exon. Lineage: Eukaryota; Viridiplantae; Streptophyta; Magnoliopsida; Fabales; Fabaceae. The record is from RefSeq and is a predicted model, not a curated record. The coding region runs from base 233 to 721 and encodes 162 amino acids.
AGGGUGGAAGAGGAAGAAGUAACCUUUAACUCGGACAAUUUUCCACACUCAGACAAAACAAAACCCACUCUUCUUCUCUUUCUUUCUUUCUUUCUUUGACGUUCUUUAAGUUUAAGCCUCUCUCUCACUCUCAUCAUCGCUCAUUUCAAAACGACACCGUAUUCUCCACCACACUUCCAUCUCUCUCUCUAUAUAUGCUUCCUCUUCCAACCGUCACUCCAAAUUCACUCUUAUGGAAGUAGUUACCUUCGCCCUCGCUGUCUUCGUGCCACUCAUUCUCGCCGGAGCUUCCUCCGCCAGGGAGCUCCGGCCGUCGGACCACGGCCUCACCUUCCAGACACUCUCGCCGGCGGGGGCGCAUUCCUCGCCGGAGAUGCGAUCCUUCUUCAACAGCGCCGACUCCUCGCCGUCGAUGUCCUCCUCCUCCGACGUGGCGCUUCCCAGGGCCAUGGACUCCGGCGACGCCUCGCCGCCGGAGUGGUGGAAACCUGACGGAGGACACUCCGGCGAGGGCGUGGGGAAGGCGCUUACGGUGGCGAGCUUGGUGUGCGGCGUGGCCGGCGCGGUUCUGCUAGUGGCUUCGGGUUUGAUCUAUUUGUUCAAGUACCGAAACAGAAACAGAAAGCAGAAGUUAAACGCAGCGUUUUGCGGUGAGAAUGAGAAUCAAGGUGGAAAUGACGAGGACAAGAACAAGUUGCAAUUGGUGGUACGCAACCCUUGAGUGAGUAUUGUGUGUUCUUGCUUUCAUUUUGAUUUUGAUUAUGAUUUUUCCUUGUUUCCCACUAACUAGCUAGUGUUCUAUAUAUGAUUCCACGUUGCAUGUAAAGGGUAGCGGUUCUAGACUUAUUAUAUGAUAUUAUUUGUUUAUUUAAUUAUUUUACUUUUUUUCUAUUCA